AUGCCUCACAAGCACAGGCGCAUCGAAGACGACGACUCGCAAUUCGACCUCCCACCCACCCUCCACGCCGCUCCUCUCGCCGUCGGCAAGGCUCGCACAUUCAAUAGCGCUCCAAAGACCAAGAAGCGAAAAGUAGCCCAAGUCGAAGGUUAUGGCGCAGACGACACUCCCAAGGCCUUUCAGCGCCUCAUGGCCUUUUCCAGCGGAGGCCAGAAGAAGCGCUCAGGCCUUGACGAUGGCUCCGUGAAGCCCAAGAAACAGAAGAAGGAACAACAGUCGGCGACAACCGCAGAUACGACCAAGGAGGAAAAGAGCACAAAGACCGACGAGCAGCCAACACAGCCAACCCCGGCAUUGAAGAUCCAGCCCGGAGAGUCCAUGGCCGACUUCCGUGCCCGUGUAGAUCAGGCCCUCCCACUAUCAGGUAUCGCAAAAUCUGGCAAGAAGAUUGCCGGCCUCAGCGACCACCGUGUCACCAAACACGAACGGAGACUCAAGCGUCUACAAAAAGGAUGGCGAGAAGAGGAAGCAAGGUUACGCGAAAAGGAAAUGGAGCGAAGGGAACUAGCAGAGGAAGAAGAAGACGAGCUGGAUGCCAUGUGGGAAGACCAUACCGCCGACCUCCCUACAAAACGAACCGUAGACGGUAAGAAGAAGAAGGCCAAAAAGGGCAAGCGCAAGCUCAAGGUCGGCGAAGUCGCACAUGACAGCGAAGACGAGUGGGAGGCCCUCAAGAAGAAGCGAGAGGAGAGAAAGGGACUCAACGAUAUCGUUCAUGCUCCUCCAACAUUCACAAAGACUCCAAGAGAAAUCUUCAAGGUCAAGAAUGGUGCGGGUGCGAAGGUUGCGAAUGUACCGAAUUCCGCGGGUAGUCUGAGCAAGAGAGAGCAGUUGGGCGAGGAGCGCCAGAAAAUGAUUGAUGCUUAUCGGCAGAUGAUGGCUGCGAAGAAGGCUUGA
Bipolaris victoriae FI3 is the source of this 957-nucleotide messenger RNA. RefSeq lists its product as hypothetical. Bases 1 to 957 code for a protein of 318 amino acids. NCBI's taxonomy places the organism in Eukaryota, Fungi, Ascomycota, Dothideomycetes, Pleosporales, Pleosporaceae. The transcript has 2 exons. The record is from RefSeq and is a predicted model, not a curated record.